CCGGAAACCUCUAUAAUAGCGAUUCCUCCAAGAGCGCCGGUCUCAGCGAUGCGAAAGGCAGAGGUCUUGAAAAUUUUCAAGGGUUUACAUAGGACAAGGCAAAAUGUGUUCAAAGGUGACACCAGAAGCUUAGAUGCUGCAAGACUUAAGAUAAAUGAAGAAUUCAAAAAUAAUAAAAAUGAGACUUCUCCUGAAAAAAUAGCUGAGUUUAUAAAAAUAGCUUCAGAUGUGGAAGUUAUACUUAGAACAUGUGUCCUACAAGGUGUUUAUGUGGAUGCCAAUAAAAUAAAGCUUUUACCAAGAAAGGAGGUGCUGCGAGAUAAUGCCCCUUACUGUGACACACCGAAGCAAAACACAUGAACAGAAUAAAACUUUUGAUUAAUUAACAAUGCCAUGUAAUUUCUUUUAAAAUAAAAUUGCUUUCCUAUAA
This is a messenger RNA of Ahaetulla prasina, 430 nucleotides long. It is a transcript of the gene LYRM7, whose product is annotated as LYR motif containing 7. Lineage: Eukaryota; Metazoa; Chordata; Lepidosauria; Squamata; Colubridae. The transcript has 5 exons. The record is from RefSeq and is a predicted model, not a curated record. The coding region runs from base 49 to 360 and encodes 103 amino acids. Gene Ontology annotation, biological process: mitochondrial respiratory chain complex III assembly.